CUCCGUUUGGUCCAUGCGGCUUGAUUCUGCUCGUGUUUGUUCGUGCGCCCGCCCCACCACACCUGGUGGUCAAGCCGGGCCCCGGCCUGUGCGCACCUCUUGCUGUCGGCAACUCGGGCUCGUGCUCUACGGGCUGCGGGGCCCCGACCAGAUAGGUGAUUGGCCGGUCGACGUGGCUGCGCUUGGACCGUUUCUAAGCUAUAAAUCCAGCUCCACGACGUUUGCCUGCGCCGAGCCACACCGCCCGCACCCUCCACGGGCCACACAGACACCGACGACAACGACGAUGACGGCCGGCCAGCCGCUCCGCACCGAGCCAGCCCAGCCCCAGCGCCUGCGCCACAGCGGCCCGCCGGCGCUCCACGCGGCCGUCGUGCCGUCCUACCCGCCCCCGGAGUCGGACAGCGACGAGUCCUGGGUCUGGUCCCAGAUCAAGGCCGAGGCGCGCCGCGACGCUGACGCCGAGCCGGCGCUCGCAUCCUUCCUCUACGCCACCGUGCUCUCCCACCCCUCCCUCGACCGCUCCCUCUCCUUCCACCUCGCCAACAAGCUCUGCUCUUCCACCCUCCUCUCCACGCUCCUCUACGACCUCUUCGUUGCCUCACUCGCCGCGCACCCGUCCCUCCGCGCCGCCACCGUCGCCGACCUCAUCGCCGUGCGGUCCCGGGACCCCGCCUGCGCCGGGUUCGCGCACUGCCUCCUCAACUACAAGGGCUUCCUCGCCGUGCAGGCGCACCGAGUCGCGCACGUGCUCUGGGCGCAGAGCCGACGCGCCCUGGCGCUCGCGCUCCAGUCCCGCGUCGCGGAGGUCUUCGCCGUCGACAUCCACCCGGCCGCCGCCAUCGGCAAGGGCGUCCUCCUGGACCACGCCACGGGCGUCGUCAUCGGCGAGACCGCCGUCGUCGGGGACAACGUCUCCAUCCUCCACCACGUGACGCUGGGCGGGACCGGCAAGGCGGUGGGCGACAGGCACCCCAAGAUCGGCGACGGCGUGCUCAUCGGCGCCGGCGCGACCAUCCUCGGCAACGUGCGGAUCGGCGCCGGCGCCAAGGUCGGCGCCGGGUCGCUGGUGCUCAUCGACGUGCCGCCGAGAAGCACCGCGGUGGGGAACCCCGCGAGGCUGAUCGGCGGGAAGAAGGGCGAGGACGUGAUGCCGGGAGAGUCCAUGGACCACACCUCCUUCAUACAGCAGUGGUCGGACUACACCAUUUGAGCCAGUGAGCCGCACAAGUCGCACUAGUGAUGACGCGUUGUGUUUGCCUAUAUUGUCGUGCUCGUCGCCGGGCAGAUGUACUGAAAGUUCGCUCUGUAAUUUUCGUAUCUUUUUUUUUUUCCUAUUUCUUAUGUGAAUGGCUUUACGUUUGCUUGGGCCGACGUCCGACGAGCAGGUCCCUGUCGGCCUGGCCUGGACCAACACGGUGAUUUUGGGCUUCUAGCCCAGGAUGCCUUUCUAUGUUGGCCCAAAGAAGGACAUGCAGACAGAUUUCAGCUGGGAUUCCCAAUGCUUCAAGAGCAUGAUCUCUGCACAUGCAGUGCUUCGUUCUAUCCACUCAGAAUUAAGAAUCCACAAUAGUUCUACAUUUCAGUGCUUACUUGGGUACACGGAAUGGGAUCCUAUGCAUUGAAGGAGUCAAUGCAGAGAUGCUACAGUGAUUGCACAGUCCAAUAAAAAUGGAGAGCCCAGAUCUGCUUUUAUGUGCUAUGUGUUGUAACUUGCUUUUGAAUUUUAUCAAAAUUACUUAUAAUA
Messenger RNA from Phragmites australis (common reed), 1747 nucleotides. RefSeq names its product probable serine acetyltransferase 1. The record is from RefSeq and is a predicted model, not a curated record. NCBI's taxonomy places the organism in Eukaryota, Viridiplantae, Streptophyta, Magnoliopsida, Poales, Poaceae. Gene Ontology annotation, molecular function: L-serine O-acetyltransferase activity. Bases 14 to 1213 code for a protein of 399 amino acids. The transcript has a single exon. Gene Ontology annotation, cellular component: cytoplasm; cytosol.